Molecule: messenger RNA, 483 nt
Organism: Effrenium voratum
Lineage: Eukaryota; Dinophyceae; Suessiales; Symbiodiniaceae
Source: the annotation of a GenBank genome assembly
AUGUACGGGGAUGAGCGAGACAACUACCCAUGCCUCUACAGCAUUUGCGAUGCCCGCCAUCAGUUCCAGACAGACUUCUUCCAUACGACCAUCCCAUACUUCUUCGAUGAUGAUGAUAUGGAGCUGAACCCAUAUGUGGGCUUCACCCAGUGCCCGCAGUUCUUCCAUGAGAUGCAAGACAAGUUGGACUAUUUGGACAACAACAACGCCCAGUUCUUCCGCUUGAACUGUAUGAUCCGGAACUGCUGCGGCGGUGUCAGCUCCUGUGGUACAAACGGCACAUGGAUGAUCAAGCAUCCUCAGGGGGAUCUCGUGUGGGAGCGGGAGAGGCGGCGCGUGCGUGACGCUGAGAGCAAGCGGAAGAGCCAGGAGAGUACGUGGAGAGAAGGACCUUCCACGAGAGCUGCAAAGUCGAGGACACCGCGAGCAGUCUGCAGACGGUGCUGCGGGGCCGCCGGUCUCAGUUCAUCAACCGGCGCCUGA